GGGAAGAAGUUCUUGCUUUUGGUGCAGCUAGCAGCAGAUUUCAUUAGAGAGAGAGAGAUAGAAGAGAUGGGAAGCAGUUAUUAUGGAGAACCAAGCUUGGGAAAUGGAAGAGCUGGUGGGUCUAAUUCAAGGAAAGGAAAGAAGAGCAACAAUUCAGAUAAGCCAAAGCAACCACAGAGAGGACUUGGAGUUGCUCAGUUAGAGAAGAUCAGAUUACACAAUCAAAUGAGUUGCAACUAUCUUCCUAAUUCCCUUCACAAUCCCUACCACACCACUCUCAACCAGGAAGAGGAAGUGACAAGGUUGGGAAACACAUAUUCCUCAGUACCAUCAUCAUCAUCUUUCUCUUGUUAUUCUUCAUCAUCAGCAGUACCUUUUGGCUUUCACCCAAACAUCAUGAUGGGUAUGGGGGAGAUGGAAGCUACGGAUUUCAGAUAUGGUGAUUCACAGUCUAAUAUUACAACAAGAUGGAACAACAACAGUGGUGGUAUCUCAGAGACUCAAUACUCCAUGAACCCUACUGAGACUAGACACCUUCUGGGUCUAAAUGUAAAGGAUUCAGUGGAAAAGAAGAGAAUUAGAAAAGACAGGUGUGAUUCAAUUGGGUCAAGCAGUCAGUAUUCAGAUUCAUGUGAUGUAGGGGAACUAGAUCUAGAGCUCAAAUUAUAGCAAGUUCCCUCAUAUCAUGAUCUGCCAUAUUAAUGUUCAAUAAAAAUGAAAAGGGUUUCAAUGUAUCCCAGUUUUUAUGAUGUUAUCAAUGGUGGACAGUUCAACAUAUAUGGAUGACCAGUUGUAGUUUUUAAAGACUGAUCACUAGUUGUUGA
Telopea speciosissima is the source of this 824-nucleotide messenger RNA. RefSeq names its product protein SPEAR3-like. NCBI's taxonomy places the organism in Eukaryota, Viridiplantae, Streptophyta, Magnoliopsida, Proteales, Proteaceae. Bases 67 to 669 code for a protein of 200 amino acids. The transcript has 5 exons. Gene Ontology annotation, molecular function: DNA-binding transcription factor activity. The record is from RefSeq and is a predicted model, not a curated record.